This is a messenger RNA of Mytilinidion resinicola, 1198 nucleotides long. Its product is annotated as ribose-phosphate pyrophosphokinase-like protein 1. Bases 48 to 1013 code for a protein of 321 amino acids. The transcript has 4 exons. Gene Ontology annotation, molecular function: magnesium ion binding; ribose phosphate diphosphokinase activity. Gene Ontology annotation, cellular component: cytoplasm; ribose phosphate diphosphokinase complex. Gene Ontology annotation, biological process: ribonucleoside monophosphate biosynthetic process; purine nucleotide biosynthetic process; 5-phosphoribose 1-diphosphate biosynthetic process. Lineage: Eukaryota; Fungi; Ascomycota; Dothideomycetes; Mytilinidiales; Mytilinidiaceae. The record is from RefSeq and is a predicted model, not a curated record.
CAUGCGCCCCCAACGACGACGCUCAACGCACCGGCUCACUGUCCGCCAUGUCCACAAACUCCAUCAAGCUGCUCACGGGCAACAGCCACCCCGUUCUUGCAAGGCUGGUAGCUGAGAGGCUUGGAAUCGAGUUAACCAAGAUCCUCGUCCUGCAGUACUCGAACCAAGAAACCUCUGUGACCAUUGGCGAGUCUGUUCGCGAUGAAGAUGUCUUCAUCCUGCAAUCCACCGCCCCCGGCGACAUCAACGACGGCCUCAUGGAACUCCUCAUCAUGAUCAACGCCUGCAAAACCGCCUCCGCGCGCCGCAUCACCGCCGUCAUACCAAACUUCCCCUACGCGCGGCAGGACAAAAAGGACAAAUCUCGGGCGCCAAUCACCGCGAAGCUCAUGGCCAACAUGCUGCAGACGGCCGGCUGCAACCACGUCAUAACAAUGGACCUCCACGCCAGCCAGAUCCAGGGCUUCUUCAACGUUCCAGUGGAUAACCUAUACGCCGAACCCAGCACGCUGCGCUGGAUACGGGAGAAUUUGAAUGUCAAGGACUGCGUUAUCGUUAGCCCGGAUGCUGGAGGUGCGAAGAGAGCUACCUCCAUCGCCGACGGCCUCGACCUUGGCUUCGCCCUGAUCCACAAAGAGCGCGCACGCCCCAACGAAGUCUCGAAAAUGGUGCUCGUCGGCGACGUCAAAGACCGCACCGCCAUCAUCGUCGACGAUAUGGCCGACACGUGUGGCACGCUGGUCAAAGCCGCCAGCGUCGUCAUCCAGCACGGCGCUAAGGAAGCCAUUGCGAUCGUCACCCACGGGAUUCUGAGCGGCAACGCCAUCGAGCAGCUGAACGGCAGCAUGCUGAAGAAGGUUGUGGUGACGAACACGGUGCCGCAUGAGGAGAAGAAGGAGCGGUGCUCGCGGCUCGAGACGAUUGAUAUAAGUCCGACGCUGGCAGAGGCGUGUCGGCGGACACAUAAUGGGGAGAGUGUGUCGUUUUUGUUUAAGCAUGCGCCAUUGGAUUAGAGAUCAUUUUGCUGGCGUUGGUGGGUUAAGGGCAUAGCGGGCGAUGAUCAAUAAUUAUGCGUUUGAGCUUGUAUACAAUAAAAGGUCUCUAUUGGGCCAUACGUUAAACAUCUUUAGCUUAAAAGUUCUUCCUUUUGAGUUUAAAGUUAUCGCUAUGAUACGUAUGUAUGUUCUCUCGUCAUCGG